Molecule: messenger RNA, 1318 nt
Organism: Spirodela intermedia
Lineage: Eukaryota; Viridiplantae; Streptophyta; Magnoliopsida; Alismatales; Araceae
Source: the annotation of a GenBank genome assembly
AUGGGCGGGGAGACACGUAACCCCCGGUUUCUGGCCACGGCGGCGCUCCUCCUCGUCGCUGCGGCGCUGCACCCGGCGGUGGCGGCCUUCUCAGAGCUGCAGACCCUCCGCUUCUCGGAGGGCUACUCGCCGCUCUUCGGAGAGGGCAACCUUGUCCGCUCCGCCAACGACCGCAAAGUCCGCCUCAUCCUCGACCGCUACACCGGUAAAAGAUUCGAAAACUCCCUCCGCUGCCGUCUUCUCCUGCGGCGGUGCCGCCGCCGCCCUGACUCUCCCUUGUUCCUUCCCUGCUAGGCUCUGGCUUCAUAUCCUCGGACCUCUACGAUCACGGCUUCUUCAGCGCCAAGAUCAAGCUCCCUUCAAACUACACCGCCGGCGUCGUCGUCGCCUUCUACGUAAGUCAACCAGACGAUUUGAUUAUCCUCUCCAUCAGCCAUAUCUAUCCAGAAAGAAGAAGUAGCAGAGAGAGAGAGAGAGAGCGCUGAGAUGGGAGAGGAUUUUUCUUUCUCAUGGUCUGCGUCUGUGCAUGCAGACGUCAAACGGGGACAUCUUCAGGAGGAACCACGACGAGCUAGACUUUGAGUUCCUGGGGAACCCCCGCAGAGGCAGCUGGCGGCUGCAGACGAACAUCUACGGCAAUGGCUCCACCCACCGCGGCCGCGAGGAGCGCUACAACCUUCCCUUCGACCCCACCCGCGAAGCCCACCGCUACUCCAUCUUCUGGUCCCCCGACACCAUCCUGUAACUUUCCCUCCUCUUCUUCUUCUUCCUUUUCCUCCUCAAGCGGCGAUAAUCUCAUGUUCCGUUCUGUGGUUGCAGUUUCUACGUGGACGAGACGCCGAUCAGGGAGGUGCGGCGGAGCGCCGCCAUGGGGGGGGAGUUUCCGGCGAAGCCCAUGGCCCUCUACGCCACCAUAUGGGACGGGUCCUCGUGGGCCACCGGCGGCGGGAGGUACAAGGUGGACUACAACUCCUCCCCCUUCGUGGCAGAUUUCUCCGACCUCGUCCUCUCCGGCUGCAAAGUCGACCCCAUCCAGAUGAUGCCAAGCUCCGGCAGCCGCUGCGCCGCCGCGGAGGCGGAGCUUCUCGCCGGUGACUUCGCCGCCGUUGACCCCCAGGGCCGCCGCGCCAUGGCGAGGUUCAGGGAGAAGAACCUGAUCUACUCUUUCUGCUACGACUCAUUCCGCUACUCCGCCGCCUUCCCCGACUGCGAAAUUGUCCCUGCCGAGAAGGAGAGGCUGGACGGCACCGGCCACCUGAAACUCGCCGGCCGCCGCCGCCGCCGAUCCCCUUGCCGCCGAUCCCGUGACGUCAUGUGA